AUGUCGGAGACUGAAAUGAAGAGACACAUGUCUGUGCUUCACCAUGAUAAGAAAGGUAUUUAAUACUUGUUAUCACUAAUCACAGUUUAGCCCUUGAUGUGAACAUCAUACAUGCUCUAGUUUAAUACUAUUGUCUUUGUUAAUUUGAAUGAAAGAUAUUUAUUAACAAAUAAAUAAUAUAAUAAAACGAAAAUUGCAAAAGACAAAGUUAAAUUAGAACAAUGUAACAUACUAUAAGCUAAAAAGUGUUGCCUCUUUAUAGGAAAAGGUUCUGGCCCAGUGCAGAAGGAACAUCAAUGCAACUUCAUAAUUAAAUCAGGUGGUAACUCGAGGAGAUGUGGUCUUGCUUUCCCGUCAAAAAACAAGUUGGCUGCCCACAAGCAACAAACAAGUCACUUGCAAAGAAAGAGAAAGAUAGGUAAUUCUUCCAAGGCCGGAGCAAGUGAGCCAAAACAGCUAAGGCUGGAAGAAACUCUCAUGAUCUUGGAAAAUGCAUCUGUUCCAGAGAGAAAUCCUGCAGAUCAUGAUCAACAAGAAGAGGAAGCUUGCAACCUAUGUACGAGUAACUUCUUUUAUAUGUUGCACUUUCGCACGUCUCUAUAGCCAUAUCCUUGCCUUUUCUCAGUAUCAUUAUGAAAGUGUUUAAUAAACUGUACAGUUAACUAUUGUACAUUCUCAUGUUUUAUUUUUCUAAAGGUCAUCAGGAAGAUGUAGAUGAAAAUAAAGAAGACAUUGAUGUUGAUGACUGG
This is a messenger RNA of Paramuricea clavata, 749 nucleotides long. NCBI's taxonomy places the organism in Eukaryota, Metazoa, Cnidaria, Anthozoa, Malacalcyonacea, Plexauridae. The record is from the annotation of a GenBank genome assembly.